Microdochium trichocladiopsis is the source of this 2481-nucleotide messenger RNA. RefSeq names its product UNC-like C-terminal-domain-containing protein. NCBI's taxonomy places the organism in Eukaryota, Fungi, Ascomycota, Sordariomycetes, Xylariales, Microdochiaceae. The coding region runs from base 1 to 2481 and encodes 826 amino acids. The transcript has 3 exons. Gene Ontology annotation, biological process: protein folding in endoplasmic reticulum. Gene Ontology annotation, cellular component: membrane; cytoplasm. The record is from RefSeq and is a predicted model, not a curated record.
AUGGACGACGACGACGACGAUGACGGCGGUGAUCUAAGUACAGGGGCGUUCAUGUCCUUUGAGGAAUGGAAGGCCAUGAUGGUUGCCAAGGCCGAUGACGGCCCCGAUCCGAGGCAUCGCCGCGUCCCAGAGAAUCGCGGCGAGGCUAGCAGCGGCGACUUUGCAUCGCUCGGUGACGAAGGCGAGAUUAACCUCGAUUUUGACUCCUUCUCAGACAGAAUAUCAGACUUUGCCUCGUCAGCAAAUUCCCAAGGCGUUCGCGAGGAGAAGCGGGAGGAGAAGCUCGAAAAGAUCACGUACGAGGAGGGCCUUGCACUCGUCCAUCGCAGUAAGGAUGCAGGCAGGACCUGCAAGGAGCGUUUCUCGUACUCGUCCUUUGACGCAGGCGCGACCGUCCUCAAGACGAGCCCUGGAACGAAGAAUCCCUCAGCCAUCUUGUUGGAGAACAAAGACUCCUACAUGCUCCUGGAGUGCGCCACGGAGAACAAGUUUUUCAUCGUCGAGCUUAGCGACGACAUUCUUGUCGACACAAUCGUUCUUGCCAAUUACGAGUUCUUCUCCAGCAUGAUUCGUUCCUUUCGCGUCAGCGUUAGUGAUCGUUAUCCAGUCAAACAGGACAAGUGGAAGGUCCUCGGCACGUUCCAAGCCCGAAACGCUAGGGACAUCCAGCCUUUCCUUGUCGAGCACCCGCAAGACUGGGCCAGAUAUCUGCGGGUCGAGAUAUUGAGCCACUGGGGCAACGAGUACUACUGUCCGCUAUCCCUCCUCAGGGUCCACGGCACACGCAUGAUGGAUGCUUGGAAGGAUCUAGACACUGCAGAUAUUGAUGGUGACGAUGAAACCACAUCGACUCCGACUAUUGAAGAAGACAGCCAAGACCCUGUGGACGUCGAGGUGGUAAAUGAAGUUGUGGCCGAGGAAGUUGAAGUGGUGAACGAAGUCGUGGCUGAGGAAGUCGAGGUGCCCCGAUCUGAGCAGGACACAGAGCCAGUGGCAUCACCGCUACCAGUUCCGGGGAAGCCUUCCACUCUGCGAGACCAAACCACCUCCAACUCAUACGAAUCCUCACCGACAACUUCUAUCACUACCGGAAAAAACUCCUCGGGAUCAGUCACAGAACAAGCCACGACUACCAGUCACGGACAAGGCUCAGUGUCAAAGGGCUCCCCAUCUGGGUCCACCGUCUCGAAAGCUUCUUCGCCUCGCUCACAGCCCAAAUCCGGCUCGAGCCCGUCUGCAUCUGCCACUCAACGAAGCAAGGCUUCGUCCUCAGGUGGUGCCCCAGCAGCAUCGCCUACCGUGCAAGACUCAUUCUUUAAGGCUAUGACAAAGCGCUUGCAGGUUCUGGAGUCCAACACUACCCUGUCCAUGCAGUACAUUGAGUCCCAGUCGAGGUUUCUCCAGGAGGCACUGGCCAAACUCGAGAAAAGACAGGUUGCGAAGGUCGACCAGUUUCUGAAUACCUUGAACAAUACUGUCCUCAACGAGCUGCGUGAGGUUCGCGUCCAAUACGACGAGAUCUGGCAAUCUACUGUCAUCGCCCUCGAGACACAGCGAGAGCAGGCCGAACGGGAGAUUGUGGCUCUGGGUGCACGCGUAGGCGUUCUUGCCGAUGAAGUUGUGUUCCAGAAACGCAUGGCCAUUGUACAGAGCAUAUUGCUCCUGAUAUGCCUGGUGCUUGUGAUUUUCUCCCGAGGCUUCGCAGGCAACGCAGCCGGGCUGAUAUCCGCCGACUCGGCCUAUUAUCCGGGCAGUCCGGCGUAUCCCGCAACGCCGAAAUCGGCUUACAAGGCUGCAGGCAUUGCUUCCAACGGGCGGAGCGGCUUGGAUGUACCCAUGAACACGUCCGAGAACGAUUCGACUCCAAAUGCCCGCCUGAUCCGAGCUAUGAGUAACAGCUCGCAGCUGAGACAACGCCUCGGGCAUAGUCAGCAGUCAAUGUCCGACGUCACGCUCAAUGAAACACGUACGACACCGUAUGACGGACAGUACGACCGAGAGCAAUCAACGCUCCGUCCUGCGCCUCCUCUCUCCCGUUCGGCGACAGGAUCUGCCCCCGAGCUUCUGAGCGUGAACAUUGACUAUUACGACCAGCUCCCGACACCAGCCUCGAGCAGGGAAAUGAGCCCGGACGAGGGCGACGAUGUGGGCUACGACUCCGAGCCCAACAUGGCGCCGGCUCAGCGUGAGCGGCUAAGCAAGGGUGACGACGUGUUCUACUACUCCGCGGCGAACAGCGUCGCAGAUGAAAACGAGUCUGCUGCCGAGGGCGACAGGCUGCACGGCAGCCAGGCCAACGGCGGCUCGGGUUAUGAGCGAGGAGGUGGCAGUGACAGACGACACACACCUCCCGCAGUCGAUGGUGCAAUGCCAAACGAGGACUUUGUCGCGCCGAGGCCGGUAGCAGGCGGCAGAACAACACACAUGCAUGCCGGUUCCACGCGGAAGCCACUGCCAGCGCUGCCCGAGGAUCCUGAUUAA